Molecule: messenger RNA, 5996 nt
Organism: Hemicordylus capensis (graceful crag lizard)
Lineage: Eukaryota; Metazoa; Chordata; Lepidosauria; Squamata; Cordylidae
Gene: EPHA3
Product: EPH receptor A3
Exons: 17
Coding region: 269-3223 (984 amino acids)
Biological process (GO): cell surface receptor protein tyrosine kinase signaling pathway; axon guidance; protein phosphorylation
Cellular component (GO): neuron projection; plasma membrane
Molecular function (GO): transmembrane-ephrin receptor activity; ATP binding; protein binding
Source: RefSeq, a predicted model, not a curated record
CCGCGCUGUCCGAUCGGUUCAGGGAAGCCUUUCGGCGUCCCUCGUGCUUUGGAGUGCAUAGGCGGAUGGAGGGGCGCUAGGACCCGGCGCGCUGCCAGCCGCCCUGCCGGCCGCCAAGGCAGCGCGGCAGACUCCUCCUUAUCUCCAGUGUCAAACUUGACAUCAGCCUGCAAGCGGAGCAUGGUAACUUCUCCUGCAAUCAGAGCGCUCACAUCAGUGGCAUGCUUCAGGAAGAUAUGCAGCUCGCGCUGCCCUCUGCUCCAGCAACAUGGAUUGUCACGUCUCCAUCCUCCUCCUCCUCCUCCUCGGAUCUGCUCUCAGCUGCUUUGGCGAACUGAGCCUGCAUCCUUCCAACGAAGUUAAUCUGCUGGAUUCAAAAGCAAUUCAAGGGGAGCUGGGCUGGAUCUCCUACCCAUCACAUGGGUGGGAAGAAAUAAGUGGCGUUGACGAGAGCUAUACUCCAAUCAGAACAUACCAGGUUUGCAACGUUAUGGACCACAGUCAGAAUAAUUGGCUGAGGACAAACUGGAUACCACGUAACUCAGCUCAGAAGAUCUAUGUGGAGCUCAAGUUUACCCUAAGGGACUGUAACAGCAUCCCACUAGUUCUGGGCACUUGCAAGGAGACUUUUAACCUGUACUAUAUGGAGUCUGAUGAUGACCAUUCUGUCAAGUUUAGAGAACAUCAGUUUACAAAGAUUGAUACCAUUGCUGCCGAUGAGAGCUUCACUCAGAUGGAUCUUGGAGAUAGAAUUCUUAAACUCAACACUGAGGUUCGUGAAGUGGGACCUGUAAGCAGGAAAGGAUUUUAUUUGGCUUUUCAAGAUGUGGGAGCAUGUGUUGCCUUAGUAUCAGUGCGAGUGUACUUCAAGAAGUGCCCUUUCACUGUAAAGAACCUGGCCAUGUUUCCAGACACAGUACCUAUGGAUUCCCAGUCUUUGGUGGAAGUGCGAGGUUCUUGUGUUAAUCAUUCCAAAGAGGAAGACCCUCCCAAGAUGUAUUGCAGUACGGAAGGAGAAUGGCUAGUUCCCAUCGGGAAAUGCUUGUGUAAUGCUGGCUUUGAAGAAAGGGGCUAUGCUUGCCAAGCUUGCCGACCAGGAUUUUACAAAGCCUUUGCUGGGAAUGUUAAGUGUGCCAAAUGCCCGCCUCACAGUUUGACAAAUGUGGAGGGUUCUAUGAACUGCAAGUGUGAAAAGAAUUACUUUCGAUCUGAGAGAGACCCUCCAUCUAUGGCUUGCACAAGACCACCCUCUUCUCCCAGGAAUGUUAUCUCCAAUAUCAAUGAAACAUCUGUCAUCCUAGACUGGAGCUGGCCUUUAGACACUGGAGGCAGGAAAGAUGUCACUUUCAACAUUAUAUGCAAAAAAUGUGGAGGAACUACCAAGCUAUGUGAACCAUGUAGUGCUAAUGUAAGAUUCCUUCCACGUCAGAUUGGACUCACCAACACCACUGUGACUGUAGUAGACCUUCUGGCACACACCAACUACACAUUUGAAAUAGAUGCAGUGAAUGGAGUGUCUGAUUUGAGUACCUACGCAAGACAAUUUGCUGCAGUCAGCAUUACAACAAAUCAAGCUGCUCCAUCCCCUAUUACAAUAAUUAGAAAAGACCGGACAUCCAGGAACAGUGUGUCUCUGUCUUGGCAAGAACCUGAACAUCCUAACGGGAUCAUCUUGGACUACGAAGUCAAGUACUACGAAAAGGAACAAGAGACAAGUUACACCAUUCUGAGAGCAAGAAGUACCAAUGUUACCAUCAGUGGCCUCAAACCAGACACCACUUACGUUUUUCAAAUCAGAGCCCGGACGGCUGCGGGAUAUGGAACCAACAGUCGCAAGUUUGAGUUUGAAACCAGCCCAGACUCUUUCUCCAUCUCCAGCGAGAAUAGCCAGGUUGUAAUGAUUGCUGUUUCAGCUGCAGUAGCAAUUAUUCUGCUCACAAUUGUGGUUUACAUCCUGAUUGGGAGAUUCUGUGGCCAUAGCAAGUCAAAACAUGGUGCUGAUGAGAAGAGGCUGUAUUUUGGCAAUGGGCAUUUGAAGCUCCCAGGCCUUAGAACAUACGUCGAUCCACAUACAUAUGAAGAUCCCAAUCAAGCUGUACACGAAUUUGCCAAGGAACUAGAUUCUACUAGCAUAGCCAUUGACAAGGUUGUUGGGGCAGGAGAGUUUGGAGAAGUAUGCAGUGGUCGUCUAAAGCUUCCUUCUAAAAAGGAAAUUUCAGUAGCAAUCAAGACGCUGAAAGUUGGCUACACAGAGAAGCAGAGAAGAGAUUUUCUAGGAGAGGCGAGCAUCAUGGGGCAGUUUGACCACCCCAACAUCAUCCGACUAGAAGGAGUCGUCACCAAAAGUAAACCUGUCAUGAUUGUUACAGAGUAUAUGGAAAAUGGCUCUUUGGAUAGCUUCCUGAGAAAACAUGAUGCUCAGUUCACAGUCAUCCAGUUAGUGGGAAUGCUUCGUGGAAUUGCAUCUGGCAUGAAAUACUUGUCAGAUAUGGGUUAUGUCCAUCGUGACCUGGCUGCCCGCAACAUCCUCAUCAACAGCAACCUGGUAUGCAAAGUCUCAGACUUUGGUCUUUCCCGUGUUUUGGAGGAUGACCCAGAAGCUGCUUACACAACAAGGGGGGGAAAGAUUCCAAUCCGAUGGACAUCACCAGAAGCCAUUGCUUACCGCAAAUUUACAUCAGCCAGUGAUGCAUGGAGCUAUGGAAUUGUUCUUUGGGAGGUGAUGUCUUAUGGAGAGAGACCAUAUUGGGAGAUGUCCAAUCAAGAUGUAAUUAAAGCUGUGGAGGAAGGGUACCGCUUGCCACCACCCAUGGACUGCCCAGCUGCCUUAUAUCAGUUGAUGCUGGACUGCUGGCAGAAAGACAGAAACAACAGACCGAAGUUUGAGCAGAUUGUCAGCAUCCUGGACAAGCUGAUCCGUAAUCCCAGCAGUCUAAAAAUAAUCACCAAUGCGGCUGCAAGACCAUCAAAUCUUCUUCUGGACCAAAGCAGCAUUGAAAUUUCAGCCUUCCGCUCAACAGGUGAAUGGUUCAAUGGCAUUCGGAUAGGACAAUGCAAGGACAUAUUCACAGGAGUCGAAUACAGCUCAUGCGAUACGAUAGCCAAGAUUGCCUCAAAUGAUAUGAAGAAGGUUGGUGUGACUAUUGUUGGGCCACAGAAAAAGCUUAUUAGCAGUAUUAAAUCUCUAGAAAUGCAUACAAAGAAUGGCCCUGUCCCUGUGUAAAAGUACCAAAAUGUCAACGCUCAGGACACAACAAGAGGAAGCAGAGAAGUUGCUGCCAAGGGCAUGGUGAUGCUUGAGAAACUUCAGUACUUAAAAGGCACUCUUGUAACACUGUCAGAAACCUUAUGUUUGGGUGGAAAUUUCAAGCCUGCUAAGAGACUCUCAUGUUGAGUUAAAUUGCCUUAAAAUAGGAAUGAAAAAUUGUUUUUUUCUAUCUCUUAAUCUUGAUGGAGGGGUGCACCCCCCCUUGUAAUAAUGGACUGCUCAACCAUAUAACGCAUUUGUGGAGGGGGGAAGUUAAAACUCCUUCAGCAUAACCUAGAGCCAUUCAAAUGUUAAUGGACUGAAUACCAUGAAAGACAAACAAAUAAACCAUGGAUGUAGUGCUGUGGUUUGACUGAUCGUCAACAGCAGCGAGGAAAAAAGAAUACCCUUGCAGUAUUUUUUUAUAUGCAGAAAACAAAGGAGACUAGUAUUUUAUUUCUUUAAAGUAAUUCUUGUAAUGCUAUUAGAGGAUAAUACCUCAGACUUGCUUGGCCAUAUCUGCAACAACAUAUCUUGCAAUAUUCUGUUUCAGCUGUGGAAGGAAAUACACAAAUAAUGUUUGGGUUACAAUGGAGGCAAUAGUUCAUAAAAUGCUUUGGUGCAUUUUUUUUUAAAAAGAGUCUUAAUUUUCUAAAUAAAAGGAAUAUUUAUUUCCCUUUUAAUGUUUUCUUAUUGUUUUUAUUUAUAUAUGUUUUGAUUAGCAUUAAUGGCUGCCAAGUGCCAAGUUCUUUUAGACUUUGGCUGCAACCUAAUAUUUGGAAGGAAUUUCAAUGAAAUCAAUGAGGCUUACUUCCAAGUAAAUGCACCUCAAUCCAGAGGAGCUACUGUGCAUGUAGAAAAAAGUUUGCAUGCAAAAAAAAAAAAAAAAGUGGACAUUUCCAUGCACUACUUUGCAUAGUACAGUCCAAGGGAACACACAAUCAUUUUCCCACAAGGAGACUAGCCUUGGUGUACUUGUUGGCAUUAUCCUCAUGAUCCAACACAAGUUUGCAAAAUUGCAUGUACUUUGAUGUUUGCAGUGUGCGCAUAUUGUCAAAUUGUGGCCAGAUUUUUUAAUUUGUUUAGAGUUAGAAUCCUUUGUAAGAAACAGACUGUAUGAUAUGUUACUUGGUGGCAAAAUUAUAUGCUUAAAAUAACCUGGGAUCCAAAAAGGGAAAGAUGGACGGGCAGAUCAAGCUUUUUUUUUUUUUUGGCUGCCCUUUUACCUUAAACAAAAAAGAGUUGUCUUUUUUUAAAUAAGGUAAAAGGGGGGACUUUCUCCUCACCCACUCCACCCUUGCUGCAGCUGCCACCGCCACUGCCCACAGAGAGGGGCGGCAAAAUUUGAGGAGGGGCAAAAUUUGCUGCUCCUCAAAUUUUGCUGCCGUAGGCAAAUGCCUACUCUGCCUCUCCAUUAAUUCACCGUUGGAGAUGGACAUCGUUUUCCUUAGUUCUCAUAAUAGAGAUUGGCAUCCACUUGGAGUAAAUGAUUACAGUAUGCUUCUGAAAGUUUAAUGAAAGAUUGUACGUGUACAGUGUGUAUUGAAUGAUCUCUAGAUCAACAAGUAUAUUAUAUUCCCCUUUUUUUUUUUUUUUGCUUCAUUUGGCCUCAUUUCAUCAUCCUUCUCCACAGUAAGUAGCAGUGUUCACAUUGAUUCUAAUUCAGUUAUUCUUGGUAGAACUUCACAGGGGCAAUGCAGUCUAAUGCAGUAUGUGAUCCAAUAAUAAUUUUUUUUAAAUGAAUUUCACUGCAGAAUUCUGAUAUCCUAGCCAUACAUCAGCACUGGUGUAGCUAACUGGCUCACUUUUGUAACUUCUAUGCCCCUCCAACAUCCCUCUCAAAACAUGGUACUAGAAGCCCAGGUUCAGCUUCUGCAAGUAUUUGGUAUUGACCAAUCCGGUGGCAAGCACUUUCCUUCUCUGUAGAUCUGAUUUUCAGAUCUAAAUGCAAAAUUCUUGCUAGCAGCAAGUAAAUCCCUCUCCCACAAAAUAAUAAUAAUAAUGUCAAUGUUCUCAGUAGUACCAUGAAUUGUCAAGGAGGAAAUAUUAAAUGGCUGGCGGGCGGGGGGAUGUUCAUUUAUAAGUUUCAGAAUAAAUUUUAAAGUUUAAUUAUUCUUAGUUUUCCCUCAUUGUCUAGUAAUACUGUGGAACAUUACUCUGAGCGUGCUUGGUUGGUACUAAGGACAAAUUUCAUCGUUUGUUCAAGAGGACAUUAAUUUUUGCAGAGGAUUUUUAAACAGCUUUUAGUCUUCUCUUUCGUAUAAAUACAAUUUUUUGUACUUUUCAGUGACCUCCUAUAACCCAUAUACCCCAUUUCCCCCUGUACAUAUGUAAACAUAGCAGUGUACAAUUCUUAACUGUGGAGUAGAGAAUAAUAGAUUUUUUUGUGGCCAUCUCCUGUACAGGACCUGCCUUUGAUUAUUAUUUACAUCAAACAAACCACACAAAGUCUUCACAAAGAAUAUGUACCAUAUUAUGGAUUUUGUAUCUUUAAAAUAUUGUUUUACAUAUAUUAUUUAUUUCUGUUAACAUAUAACAUAGUUUUUGUUGUACUUAGAAUCCAAUAAGCAAUGUAUAGAUGUGAUUUGAACUGGCAAAUCUGCAUUUACUUUUAACUUUUAAUUCAAAGCAUUACUUACUCAUUUAGUUUAUUAUGUUGUGCAAUUGUAGAUGGCCUAUUACUAAUGUAAAAUGAUUUGUAGUGGAAACAUUUAUAUUUUUAUAAUAAACAUAAUGAAAGUAUUUUUUA